Clonostachys rhizophaga is the source of this 1386-nucleotide messenger RNA. Lineage: Eukaryota; Fungi; Ascomycota; Sordariomycetes; Hypocreales; Bionectriaceae. The record is from the annotation of a GenBank genome assembly.
AUGGCCACUAAAAGCGAGUUUCAGAGUUACAAUCCAGCGACCGCCGAACAUAUUCAAACUUUUGCCGAGUUAUCUGACGCUGAGGUCGAUGCUGCUCUCCAAAAGGCAAAUGACACGUACAAGAAUGUCUGGCGUCCUUUGCCAAUUGCCGAACGAGGCCGUCUGAUGGCCAGAGUCGCCGCUCUCAUGCGAGAGAGGACUGAUGAGCUCGCCAAGUGUGCUGCUAGAGAACUUGGCAAACUUAUUUUUGAGCUGAAGCUCGAGGUCGGUUGGUGCGUCGAAAUGUUCGAAUAUUUUGCAGCCGAGGCGGAAAGGCUCCUUCAGCCAGAGGUUAUUGUCUCCAACCCAGGGUGCGAAAUAUGGUCAGAGCCUGUCGGCGUCAUCCUUGCCAUCGAGCCUUGGAACUUUCCAUAUCUUCAACUGGCCCGUGUCGCUGCUCCGCAGCUCCUGGCUGGAAAUGUCUUGAUUGCGAAGCCUGCUCCCAGUGUUCCAGAGUGUUCCCUCAAGUUUGCGCAACUAUUUGCCGACGCUGGGGUUCCAGAAGGUGUCUACACAAAUAUAUUCGCCAAUGUCGCACAGUUGGGAGGUCUCUUGGACGACUUUAGGGUCCGUGGAGUCACAUUUACAGGCAGCACUCGAGCCGGUGCCGCCGUCGCUGAGCGCGCUGGGCGCAAUGUCAAGAAAGCCGUGCUUGAGCUGGGAGGUUCCGAUGCGCUCAUUAUUCUUCCCGAUGCCCCCCUGGAUCAAACUGUCGCUACCGCUGUAAACUCUCAAAUGUUCAACACGGGCCAAGGAUGUGCCGCCGUCAAGAGACUUAUUGUCAUUGGCGCGGAGAGAGGUCGUCAUGCCACUGAGGCUGUAGUAAGAGCGUUUGCUUCACUCAAACCAGGUGAUCCAAGCGAUCCAUCGACUACCCUCGGACCAAUCUCCUCCGAGAGAGCUCUGCAAGGUUUGCUUGCACAGGUGGUGUCGGCAAGAGCCGCUGGUGCAAAGGUGGCAUAUGGCGGAGGCCAAAUCGACCGACCUGGCUGGUACAUGGAGCCCACGGUUCUUACAGAUAUUGCGCCGAACAACCCCAUUUUCCAAGAAGAGACAUUUGGGCCGAUUUUGAGUGUGUACGUAGUGGAAAACGAGGCUGAUGCCAUCGAACUUGCCAACGCUACUAGCUUUGGGUUAGGAGCAUGCAUAAUGACUUCAGACAUCCCCCAUGCGAAGGUGAUCGCGGAGAAGAUGGAUGUAGGCAUGGUAUUCAUCAACGGAUCGGCUUACUCGGGUCCAGAUAUUCCCUUUGGCGGAGUUAAGAACUCUGGUUUUGGCAGGGAGCUGUACUACAUUGGCUUCAACGAAUUUGUUAAUAAAAAGCUCGCCAGGGUGGCACUAGAUUAG